Aphanomyces astaci is the source of this 516-nucleotide messenger RNA. RefSeq lists its product as hypothetical. The transcript is spliced from 2 exons. The coding region runs from base 1 to 516 and encodes 171 amino acids. The record is from RefSeq and is a predicted model, not a curated record. NCBI's taxonomy places the organism in Eukaryota, Oomycota, Saprolegniomycetes, Saprolegniales, Verrucalvaceae.
AUGCAUUGGCGUCGAAGCCAAGGGUCCAUCAAGGGACUGACGCGUUCAUUUCGCGUCCUCGAUGCUGACACCAAGAAACUGCGUCGACACAUCGACGACGAAGUCCUCCGUCCGUCGUCGGAGCCCCCACUUCUGCCACCAGUCCUCGAUGACGUGGCGCCGAAGCUCAUCGAUCCAAUCAUGGAAUACCUGGCCGAACAACGUUCGGUCAAGUUCCUGAAAGCUCGCGCGGUCAAAGCCGCACUAAAGCAACUCAUCAAAACCGAACACGCUGAUGUCGAACGAUCUAUCGUGUUGGUCUAUGCGUUGCUGUCGGAAGCAGUGCGCCGCGGCCGCAAAAUUCGCGAAGAACAGAAGUUUGCGUCCGCCGUGGAUGUUUACACCAAGCUCCACAGCUUCAAGUUCGAGCGAUAUUGCUCGAUUGACGGCAGCCUGGCCACUUUGGAUAAGCUUCGAAAGGCCGUCGAAAAGCGCGAGAGCACACCAGGCAUCGGUGUUGCUAACCGCGUUGCCUGA